UGACGCCAUUUUGGAUCUUAUGCAACGAGGUAUUUUGCGUAUACCCAUCCGUCUACCGUGAGCCAACAUGGCCGAUAAGACUCCUCGGUUUCUUAACAUGUGGAUAACUCAAAACGUCGCUCUGCGUGAGCUCGUGUUUUCUUCCUGCGUGCUGUAGUGGAGCAGCAUGGCUUCAUCUGCGAAGAGGCGAGCUGUUGAAACGGGACAAAACCCCCAAGACGGCGAUAAAAGCUCGGACGAGGGUCUGGAAGACUCUGGCGACGAGGACAGUGAGAAUUCUGAAAAAAUAAACGAGGAGGUUAUUGUGGACUUUGAAGCACACGCGAUAUCUGACAACGACUUCCAUGGCAUUAAAACCCUUCUGCAGCAGCUGUUCCUGAAGUCUCAUGUGAACACAUCUGAUCUGACUGACAUCAUCAUCCAGCAGAAGCACAUUGGCAGUGUCAUCAGGGAAUCGGUGAGCCAAGAUACAGAUGCAAUAAUGGCUCCGCUGCACAACCCUAAUGCCAAGUGA
Molecule: messenger RNA, 514 nt
Organism: Sinocyclocheilus rhinocerous
Lineage: Eukaryota; Metazoa; Chordata; Actinopteri; Cypriniformes; Cyprinidae
Product: protein BCCIP homolog
Exons: 5
Coding region: 167-514 (115 amino acids)
Cellular component (GO): nucleus
Source: RefSeq, a predicted model, not a curated record